CAGCAAACACAUAAAUGACGCCUGCAGACACAGGAUCAGAUUCAAUUGGCUUCCUGGAUCUUCGAAGUAACUUCACAUUCAAACUGAGUUCUGCUGCGCAAAGGAUUUAAACAUACACAACAAUGACUUCAUCAGUAUCAUGUGCGCUCUUUAUAUUAGUAUCAGUCGUUCUCCCGGUGUCCUUUGCGCUAUCGGGGGAAUAUUGUCACGGUUUGACGGACACAUUUAAUUCUUGGCACCGGGGAUUCCAAUGUCCGGAGCGCUUUGACGGCGAGGACGCGCGCUACUGCUGCGGUACGUGCGCGCUCAGGUACUGCUGUACUUACGCGGAGGCGCGCCUCGAUCAGAGCACCUGCGAUACCGGCUCCGAGCCUGAGAACACGGGUGACGUGAGAAAGAUAACAGAGAGUGUUCCAACCUAUUUGCCCUUUGUGAUCGUGGUGAGCGCGUUCCUGUCGUUCGUUCUAGUUGGCACGGUUGUCUCUAUCUGCUGCUGCCAGUGUGUGAAACCCAAAGCGAGCGAGCGGCCAGCAGGGCCAUCCGCUGCUCAAACCAGCCUGUUGGAGUCUGGAGGGCCCUCUGUGGACAGCUCUACCCCAUCCCGUACCUCCACUUCAGGAUCAUCCAUGACAAACGCUCGCCCUCCACCAUCCGAGCUCAGCGUGAACCUCUACGGCCCGAUGGGAAACGCAUUCCCUCCCUCUCAGUCCCAGCAGUAUGUUCCUCCACUUCCACAGGGGGCGCCACAGUUCUACCAGCCCUACAUGAAUUAUGCUCUCCCCCCAGAGCGCAGCAUGCUGAUGGCCCCUGCGUUCCUGGAUGCCCGUUCUGCGUUUGGGAAGGUGCACGGGCAGCCUUUUCCUCAGGCCCCCAUGUGCACAGAGCCCCUUUAUCCCCCUGUCGCUAUCUGAUAAUGCUUAAAAAACUAUGAAUGGACUAUAAAACUGUGUGAGACUACACAAGGAGUAGGAAUGUCUCAGGGAUACUUUCUUUUUGCUUUAUCCACAAACACAAUUAUGACUGAUAUGAUGUUGGUCAUGAUGUAUUAAUACUUCUCAUAGGAGUGUGUUUGCAUGAACACUUUUGCUGUUGCUGUUGCUCAGCAAUCACUGAUUGUAUUGUUAUUUAUUAACAGAUUAGAGAAUAAAUGUAUUUUCAUAGGCAAUUUGUUUGACUCUCCUCAUUCUUAUAAAAAAUAUAUAUAUGAAUAUUUCAGUCAUGUUUAAGACACGUUUGUGAAACUACACUACACUAUUCAAAAUAAAGCAUCCAAAAGGGGGUUUUCACGACAAUGCCAUAGACUUUGGAUUCUUUAAAGAAUCACUUUUUCUUACUGCAAAAAAUAUUUUAACAAUCUAAAGAACGUUUCUCGGCUGCAAAGAAUAUGCAUUGGAUGUGAAUGAAACCAUCAAUGCCAAUAAAAUACAUUUAUUUUUUAAGAAAGUAGGACUCGUGAAAAACUCAAGCAGCAUGUGUUUAAUUAGCUGGAACUAGUUUAAUUUACUGAAAUUAAGUGCCUAUAUUUUUACUGUAACUGAAGUUCAAGAGAUCUUCAAGCCAUCUGAACAAUAAGUGUCUCUUUGUCCUGCAAAGAGCUUUGGGAUUUCCUUUACAGGACUUUGUGAUUGUAAAGCUCUCCAGCCGAUACAGCUGCUUAUGUGUGUGGCUGAGCUGGUUUUGUGUGUUUGUGUGUGGAAACGGCAGGAGGGCAGAGGACAAAAGAUGCAGAUCUCCUCACGCCCCUGAGAGUGCUAUUAGUGCAGGUAAAGAGGGGUGUGUGAGUGAGAUUAGGCUCUGGAUGGCCCAGCUGGAGUUUAAGCAGAAGUUAUUAGUUCAUUAACGAGCUGCAGACGAGCCUGCUGAGAUUCGACUCAAAUCCUGUUAUGAUGUAAAACAUGUAAUGUGAAGCUAAAGACACAUAAAUAAAUACAGUCAUGCAGCUAAAUACAUCUGCUCAGGUACAACUGUAAAUAAAACAUUCUGCUUUUCUCCACUCACACACAA
Molecule: messenger RNA, 2004 nt
Organism: Carassius gibelio (silver crucian carp)
Lineage: Eukaryota; Metazoa; Chordata; Actinopteri; Cypriniformes; Cyprinidae
Gene: shisa2a
Product: shisa family member 2a
Exons: 2
Coding region: 123-911 (262 amino acids)
Source: RefSeq, a predicted model, not a curated record